This is a messenger RNA of Prunus armeniaca (apricot), 681 nucleotides long. The record is from the annotation of a GenBank genome assembly. NCBI's taxonomy places the organism in Eukaryota, Viridiplantae, Streptophyta, Magnoliopsida, Rosales, Rosaceae.
AUGUCGUCUCCAAAAACCCAUACUAAGGCUUCCUCCUCUCUUCCUCCUGCUUACAUUUCUGGGGCUGGUGUUGACAAGCAUGCAAUUGAAGUCCGGAGCAAGCUUCACCCUUUUGCCCAAAAGAAUCUGGAUGAAAAUGUCCUUCACCCCUUUGAAAACACCUUGGUUCUAGGCCCUCAUUGGUUUGGUUCUGUCCCUACUAAAAUGGCAGAACUGUUUAAAGAGGAUGCUAAAGCUCCUCUAUGUUUUGAGAGCUCUUCUACCCUAGCUUCUCAUACUUGGGUCAACAAGAAUAUAAGCCGCUCAUUUCCCUCCAGUGAAAGGGCUGGAAUUUAUGACGCAAUCCUUCUGUCCAAGCAGUCUAUCAAUAGAGAUGAAAAUCUUCUGGCUGCUGCCCUCUGCUUCUUCUGGAAUUCUGCCAGCAACACGUUUGACUUUCGUGUUGGCAAUAUGGCUCCAACUCUGCUGGAUAUGGCUCAGAUUUUUGGCUUCAGACCCCAUGGAAGACCUGUGGAUGCAGUUGGUGACUAUCACGGGAGAAAGAACCAAGAAAAACUAGCCAAGCCUUUCACUAUUUCUCCAGCCACAAUUAACCAGAACUGCUCCUUAUCUAAUUACUUGAGGAAGUUCAGCGCUAAAAACGAAAAGGAUCAGCAUCAUAUGUUAUUCCUUCUGUACUAG